This is a messenger RNA of Ceratotherium simum simum (southern white rhinoceros), 2597 nucleotides long. NCBI's taxonomy places the organism in Eukaryota, Metazoa, Chordata, Mammalia, Perissodactyla, Rhinocerotidae. The record is from RefSeq and is a predicted model, not a curated record.
CAUCCCCCCCUCCCCGAGACCCACCGGACCCCGAACCCAGAUGGCCGAAGUGGAUUCCCCCUUUUAACGAUUUGGCGUCUCCCUCGACCACUACCUCUUUGUGCCGCAGCCCCCCUCGUAGCCCUGCUCCCGAGGACUGGGCGCCCCGCCCCCUCCCCGAAACACCUCAGCAGAGCCUCUUUCUCCGGAACACCCCUCCUUGGGCCCCGCCGAAAGUUUGGCUCUAGGGAAGGGUGACACUCCCCAGCCCCCCCGCCCCCUGCCCCGGCAUCAUGCAUCGGACCACACGGAUCAAAAUCACCGAGCUGAACCCUCACCUCAUGUGUGCCCUCUGCGGGGGGUACUUCAUCGAUGCCACUACCAUCGUGGAGUGCUUGCAUUCCUUCUGCAAAACCUGCAUCGUGCGCUACCUGGAGACCAACAAGUACUGCCCCAUGUGUGAUGUGCAGGUCCAUAAAACCCGGCCGCUGCUGAGCAUCAGAUCUGACAAAACUCUCCAAGACAUCGUUUACAAAUUGGUCCCUGGGCUUUUUAAAGAUGAGAUGAAACGGCGGCGGGAUUUCUAUGCAGCGUACCCCCUGACAGAAGUCCCCAAUGGCUCCAAUGAGGAUCGCGGCGAGGUUCUGGAGCAGGAGAAGGGGACCCUGAGCGACGACGAGAUUGUCAGCCUCUCAAUCGAGUUCUACGAAGGUGUCAGGGACCGGGAGGAGAAGAAGGGCCCCCUGGAGAAUGGGGAUGGGGACAAGGAGAAGCAGACAGGGGUGCGCUUCCUGCGAUGCCCAGCAGCCAUGACCGUCAUGCAUCUUGCCAAGUUUCUCCGCAACAAGAUGGAUGUGCCCAGCAAGUACAAGGUGGAGGUUCUAUAUGAGGACGAGCCCCUGAAGGAAUACUACACCCUCAUGGAUAUCGCCUACAUCUACCCCUGGCGGCGGAACGGCCCUCUCCCCCUCAAGUAUCGUGUCCAGCCGGCCUGCAAGCGGCUCACCUUGCCCGCAGCGCCCACCCCCUCUGAGGGCACCAACACCAGUGGGGCAUCUGAGUGUGAGUCAGUCAGCGACAAGGCUCCCAGCCCUGCCACCCUGCCGGCCACCUCCUCCUCCCUGCCCAGCCCAGCUACCCCCUCCCAUGGCUCUCCCAGCUCCCACGGGCCCCCAGCCACCCACCCUACCUCCCCCACCCCUCCUUCGGCAGCCAGUGGGGUCACCACAGCUGCCAACGGGGGCACCUCGAACUGCCUGCAGACACCAUCCUCCACCAGCAGGGGGCGCAAGAUGACUGUCAACGGAGCUCCUGUGCCCCCCUUAACUUGAGGAAAGGGACCCUCUUCCUUCUUUUCCAGCCACGCCUCUCCACUCCUCCACUUUUUCUGGGCCCCUUUUUCCACCUCUUCUACUUUCCCCAGCUCCUCCCACCUUAGGGGUGGGGGGCGGGUUUUAUAAAUAAAUCUAUAUAUAUAUGUACAUAGGAAAAACCAAAUAUACAUACUUAUUUUCUAUGGACCAACCAGAUUAAUUUAAAUGCCACGGGAAACAAACUUUAUGUGUGUGUAUGUGUGGGGGAUGGGGUGUUCAUUUUUAGGGGGUCUUGUGUAAUUUGCCCUGCUCUCUUGGGGGGGUGCCUGGAGAUAGACUAGAGGACCACUUGAGGCCCAAUAAAGCUCUGCUCCAUCCUCCUGUUUCCCAGGGAAGAUGGGGCGUUAGGGGGCCCCACCAGCCCCCAAAGCUUUAGGCCCAGUUCUAACUGGCUGUGUUUGGGGUCCACCUUCCCUCUCCCCAUCUUGGCUGCCAUCCUGCCCUGACCAGUGCCCUGCCCACCCCCCCCCCCAUUGUUGAAUGUCCAGAAAAUUGCUAAGACAGUGCCUUUUACAAAUGCAGUUUAUUCCUGGUUCUGAGGAGUGAGUGGGCGGUGGAGAUGGCAUCUCCCUUACCUCCUCCUCUUGCAGUGGAAACUUUGUGCAGAGAAUAGAUAGUUCUGCCUUUUUUUUUUUGCCUUUGUGUGUGGCCUGUGCAUCAUUUAUCUUGUGGAAGAGAAGAUUCAGGCCACGUGAGGCCUCAGCCCUUGGAAUUCCACUGUGGCUUUAGCAUUGUGAACCCACCCCCACCCCCACCCAGGAACCCCGCACUAGCAAGGCUGGUGGUAAAGUCUCAUUUGGGGGCCUAGAGGGGACAGGGGGAGUGGGGUUAACCUCAGACAAGCACAGACCCCAGAUUCUGCCAAAGGCAAACAGCCCUCCAGUCCCCUCCCUGCCCUCAGCUGAGGCUGAGUCAGGAAAGAGUGACAGAGGCUUCUAAAAGCACAAGAAGACAGAAACCUGUAAGCUCUGACCUCAGCUUCAUCCCGAGAGGUCAGUGGACUGUCCCCUGGGGGGCAGACCCCACCAGAUCCCUGCCCGCCUGUUUUUCCUCCAGUAUACAUGGAGCAGAUCGGGGAGGAGGUGAGGAGGCAAGACUCUCACAACCUAGAUGUUUGGGGUUGGGAGCCCCCCGACGGGUUUGUGUUUGCACCUUGUCCUGUGUCUGAGGUGCUGUGGCUGUACACUCCUCUCGCCCUGGGACAUUUGUAUCUCCUGGCUUUGUAAUAAAUGCUGCAUACUCUCC